AUGCUUAGGUUGACAAUAAUAAAUGCUCCAGUUCCCACUUCGUCCUCUUCAUUUUACAUCGCUACCGAGUCUUCUCUCAACGAAGUAAAUCUGGAAGACGUCCCAAUGGAUGUUGUUACUUCAGAUGGGGAGAGUGAGGAAUAUACCAAAGACCCACCUUCAGACUGUGCAAAUCUGCUGUCCGAAGUUCUAAACAGACCGCUAUUCGACGUGGUGAGCAGCGAUGUAAGUUCUCUUUCUCGUAAAGUAUCCUUUACUCUACCUAAGAAUUUAGCUGAUCUAGAUGAAAUGGAGUUAAGGAGUCGAGCACUACGUAGUCUUCUCCUUCAAAGACACUCCCCAAUAAAAGAUGAACACCCAGUCUCAAGCUGCUCAGAUAAUGCAGUUACUAAUCCGUCAUCCUCCGCAGCUUCUCUUGUGACGAAAACACUCUUCAUUGGUUCCGGAAAACAUCUGUCACAACGUGCUGCUCAAAACAGGUUCGUUAUUACUGUUUCCAAUACGUCAGAUAGCGAUACUUCCGACGACUGUUCUCCCGUAAGACGCGUAAUGCAAAAUACUGGUAAUCCGGACACCAGUCAUGAUGUAGUUUUGCUUUCAGAGAGAUUAUCUUCAUCUCCAACUCCAGCCUCACCUAAAAUGGUCGUCACAACAGCUUUUGCCACAACCGGAACGGCUGUUGCAACCGAUGCAAUCGAUACUACAACACGUGCUGCUUAUCCUAUGACUUCCACCGUAAUCCCUUCAGUAUCCCAAACAAAUCCAGCCACCCUUCCUGUGGCAAAGCGGUCACCAACUACGGAGUUAGCGCAAGGGAGUCUUCUUCAAAGGAAAAUGGAGCUCUUGCGCCUGACAUUAACAGUUAAGCGGCAGCAACGCAUAGUGGAAGAACGGCGUCAACUAACUAACAAACUAUUCAGAACGUGCAGCGAAUUGCGCGCGCGUAUGAAAAGCACAAGGAAGUUGUACAAACAAGCGUACAACUCUCUUCAACAGGCGUCGCUUGCACAGCACAGUUAUCAGCGACAACUUUUAUCAGCUCAACGGCGAUAUGCACACGAAUGUAAUAAUGUAAGAUUAAGUGCUAAGGAUAAUUUUCCGAAUCAAACCAGAAAACUAUCGGCCGCUCCAGACAAGUGUAAGCCUAUAUCAGCUGCUUCUGUUGAAUCGAUCGCACUGUUAAGAAUGCGUAUAAUGCCCACUUUCUUGAAAAUAUUACAAUACAUCAAAGUAACGACACCCUAUUUCACAUUCUACCGGUUGGAUAUCCCUUUGACUUCGAAAAUGCCUUAUACUCUGCCAACUUCGGAACAUAUGACCAAUCACAGUUUUUUGGGUCAAAGUAGCUCUCCUAGGAAUAGCUCAUGUGCCGUAAACGUGGUCGCACGUGUCGAUCCUAAUGUUCCACUUUGUCCUUUUUCGCUUGAUGGAGAGUGUAAGGAUAUCGAAUGUUCAUUGCAACACCCCCCAAAUGCUUUGGAUAAAUUGCCAUCUUUUCUUUCAUCAACCUUGCUCGAUAAAGAAACAAGCACAACUUCCCAAGCCAGUCCAUCCGUUUCGGAAGGUGAGGAGUCUUGUCCAGUGUGCAAAAAGACCUUAUCGACCAGUACAAUGGACUUCAUUGAGCCUACUCUUCGCAGGUGGCAUGCUUUGUACUUGGGUUAUAAACGGUCUAAUGCAACGGGUGUGCUGACUGAUUUUUCUAAGGUCUGCUCCACAAGUUUGGACCUCCUUCGCCAGGCAGCGGAUAACUCUGAACUUGUAGAUCAUCAUCUUGCGUUGAUACAUUCUAAAGCAAGAGGGCUAAAGACGAUUGAUAUUGUGGAGUGUUUAAAAGCAUCAGAUUAUUCUCUCGCCGCCUGCAGGUCUGUGUUUCGCAGUCCAUUACUUAAUGGAAUGGUACGUAGGUUGAUAGCUCGUUCAGCUCUGGAGACUUUGCUGCUUCAGAUUAACCGUACAACUCACACCGAAGAUUUUACCUUCGCUCUAUCCACAUCAUUUAUUUGUUUGGCCUAUCACUUGUGUUGGCUACUUUCUGAGUCAUGCACUAUCGAUUCGGCCUGUUCUCUUCUUGAUAAACUUCUUGAGGAUGUGAACAAGAAACAUCCUGUUCGGUACGGGUUAUGGUGGCUGAAGCUGUUGCUGACCUUAGGCCAACGAAUUCCAGCUGAGGACACCCUUUUCUCUUUGCUGAAUUUCCCUAAUUUCACCAAACGAACUGUAGCACAAUGUCAGUCUCUGAUCGAAGAGGCUGUUUCGGAUUUGGGAAUUCCAAAAACUACAGCAGCUGUGGGGGAUAUGCCUGCCUUCACUAAGGAAUCAUGUUUACUAAGGACUUGUUAUCUUGCUCUGGUUUACUUGUACAUACAGACGCUAUGUGUGAACCAACAGUAUCAGGUGGCUGGGGAACUUUGUUUACACUUUUCAGCGCUCGAUUUUUUGCAAGAGUUUGAUGACUUAUUCUUCCCAACCGCAAUUUAUGUGUUCCAUUUUUCCGACGCAUCUCUUGACUGGCCGUCUUUAUUAAAAAAUGUACCUGAAUCAUUACGCCCUACCCUGACAAUUUCCUUUCGAAUAGAGUUCAGUUUCUUGUUAGCUAAUUUGGCUUGUCGCAAGAAAUCCUUGGAUAUCGCCCGCUCUCUGCUACUGGAAUCUUUAGCAGGUCUGACCUUUUUACCAUCUGACGCGGAUUCAGAUGUACUGAAAUCUUUUGAAGAAUUACUCGGUGUUGAUGCCCCCGAGUACGAGCCUCUUAUUCUUUCCGAACUAUUAUCCUUCCGUGGGAGAACGUAUUUAUGGUUGAGUUACUGUUUGUACAGUCUUCUCUGUUCAGUCAACACUGCUGUUCCACUGAAGCACCUCAUGGAGUACUUUCAGAAGCAACAAACAACAGAGACCCCAACAGAGGAUAGAACUACCUUCGAUAGACUCCUUCUGCAUAUGAUAGUCACACUGGCGAACGGCCUUCUCACAUCAGGCAUGACCUCAGACUACUCACAGUGCUUGAGCACUAUUUUUCUCGACCGCCCGCUCGCACCGCAUGCACACGCCGUACCAUCAUGGUUUAUUGAGCUGAUACAACGCAUCAGUUUGACUCAGUUUUCCUCAUCCGGUGUGCGACAGGAUUUGUGCGUCCGGUUGGUGGAAACUUACGGUCCACAUUUGGUCCCUCCACUUUGCCGAACGCUUUUCGCCAUGGGAGAUCACUUUUUGGCGCAGAGUUUGUGCGCGAUUGGACGCCUGGAUAAGCCCUGCCGAGAGGACUUCUGGCUGCUGUCUGCUGCGCUCUUGCUUAGCGAGUUUGGCAAAACAACCACCCCGACCGCGUCGCGGCAAAGAAUUGUCAGGUUGCAUGAGCUGUUUUCGGAUGCAAUCUCAGCCGUGCCUUCCAGCUCGGUACUUUGGAAAUAUUGUGCUCUGGUGACCAAGGCAGUUGGAACCGGAACUGCGUUGCUCCUCAAACGGGCGGGCGAGUUUGGCAUGCUUGAUACGAUUUCGGAGUUUGUAAAGGAGAAAGAACCGAUGGGUACCUCGGCAAGGUCGGUCUCCCGUUCUGACCCGAGUCUUCAUGGAACAACACCACUUUCAGGGAAGAAACGGAAAAAGGGUUCCAGGAGAACAUCUCUUUUUAUAAAACAGUCCCAG
Messenger RNA from Opisthorchis viverrini, 3645 nucleotides. RefSeq lists its product as hypothetical. The annotation marks the transcript as partial. Lineage: Eukaryota; Metazoa; Platyhelminthes; Trematoda; Opisthorchiida; Opisthorchiidae. The record is from RefSeq and is a predicted model, not a curated record. The transcript is spliced from 2 exons.